AUGUACAUAUGUCUGGGGGCCCUUAAGAAUGGAUUCAAGGCAGGUUGUAGGGCUGUUAUAGGAUUAGAUGGUGCUCAUCUAAAGAGUGCUUUUGGAGGGCAACUCUUGACAGUCGUUGGGAUCGAUGCCAACAAAACCACAUGGGUCAUAGCAUAUGCAAUGGUGGAGAAUGAGACUAAAGAUUUGUGGAUUUGGUUUCUGCAGUUAUUGGGAAAAGAUUUGGAUAUCAAUGAUGGUGGAGCCGGGUGGACAUUUAUAAGUGACAAACAGAAGGGAUUGAUGCCUGCUUUUGAUGACGUGGUCCCCUUAGCACAUAUCAGAUUCUGUGCGAGACAUAUGUGGACUAACUUCACAAAGUUAUUUCCGGGGAAACAGAUGAAGGACCAGAUGUGGAAGUGUGCUAAAGCAACCACAAUGCCGUUCUAUUUAAAAGACAUGGAAGAUAUGAAACAGUUGAAUGAGAAGGCAUAUGAUUGGAUGAAAGAACCUGAAAGGCCCCCAAAACAUUGGUGCAGGGCUUUCUUUAACACUGCACAGCAGUGUGACAUUCUAAUCAAUAACUUGUGCGAGAGUUUUAAUGGAUGGAUAAGAGACGCUAGGGGUAAGCCACCUCUGUCCAUGUUUGAAGAAAUCUGAGUGAAGCUAAUGACAAGGAUUCAGCUUAGAAGGGCAAAAAUGCAAGCUUACCAUGGCAACAUUUGCCCCAAAGCAAGGAAAACACUUGAAAAGAAUAAGUUGAAGGCCGCUACAGACUGUAUUUCUACCUUCAAUGGAGGUCACCAAGCUGAAGUUGAGAACUUUGGUGGCUCUAAGAAUACUGUGGAUCUGAAUCUAAGGACAUGCUCUUGUCGAAGGUGGGACUUGUCGGGAAUUCCUUGCAAACAUGCAGUCUCGGCUAUUUUCCAGAAGAGGGAGGACCCAGAUGAUUACGUUGCUGAAUGCUACCUCAAGAAGACCUAUAUGGCAAUAUACAGCAACCUCAUAAUGCCUGUUAAUGGUAUGGAUCUUUGGUUAAGAGGUGAAGGACCAGCAAUGUUACCUCCCCAAUAUACAAGACAGCCGGCCCGAC
Rosa chinensis is the source of this 1069-nucleotide messenger RNA. RefSeq lists its product as uncharacterized. Gene Ontology annotation, biological process: DNA transposition. Lineage: Eukaryota; Viridiplantae; Streptophyta; Magnoliopsida; Rosales; Rosaceae. The coding region runs from base 1 to 636 and encodes 211 amino acids. The transcript has 2 exons. The record is from RefSeq and is a predicted model, not a curated record. Gene Ontology annotation, molecular function: DNA binding; transposase activity.